UGUUAGCCCCCAGGGAUUCUUACACAUACUUCUGAUGACAGAGCUCGGGUACUGCAGACGGGCCAACUGAAAUGCUUUUUAUGAGUGAACUGCUCUGUUUCUUUUGACAUAUAACUAUAUAUAUAUAUUUUUAAAGUUCAUUCCUGACAGUUGGAGUGAUGCUGGACUGGUGCUGUUUAAAUGAAACAAAACGAAUAUGUGCUGUGGACGGUUUCUGCACUAGCGGGACCACUAGUUGGGUAGAUGAGGGCCAAUUUAAAUGGAGCACUGGAUUAGCCUUCCGCUAGUUGAUGGACUCUAAAUACUGGAAUACAAUCUGUACUAAUUAAGGAGGAACUAAAGUAAUCUAUGACCUUCAUGUAUCCAGGGUCAUCAGUAGACAGAAGGGGAGGUGCACAUUUAUUUCAGUGUGAAACCAAAAUGGGGGAAUAUGAUAAUGACUUUGAUGGAUGUUAUUUAGAAGGAAAUGAUACAUUAUUGGAUUCAGUCAAUGGCUCUUGCAAAAAGAAGACAGUUAAUCUGAAUAAAUCUGAAGCUCACAUGGACGCUGAUGAUGAGUGCCACUAUGGGGUUCUUCUGACUUUGGCAGACUGUGAGGAAGAUCCAGACUACGCCUCCAUAGCUGAGGGUUGCAGCUCCCCAGUGCAAUUUGACUCUGGGAUUAGGCCUGGGGAGCACAGAAUUAUCAAGCACAAGGCCAGCACCAUCACUUUCUCAGAUUAUGGGUUUUCAAGCAGUGGUUUGUCGAGCACGAGCGCCGAGCUUUUCAUAAACGAAGGCUCGGAUGCAGAUUCCUCUUCUUCCGAAGGUGAGGAUGAUGUUUUCACUGAGCUCCCACAGUACAGGGAGUUUCUGAUAAGCAGGCACAGGAGGACAGUGAGUCGGAACAAACAAAAGGAAGAACCUCUUAAUAGGAUCCCUGAAGCCCUGCCAGGAUGGUCCAGGGACACACGUGAGUCUAGCAGCACCAGCAGCAAUGAAACAGAGGAGGACUUCAAUAUGAAGCAGGAAGCAGUACAGUCCCCAUGGUCACAAUCAAUGACACAACUCAUGAAGAAGCUGGAUCAGCUGAAUGUAGAUAUUGAAGAAGCCCUCAGUGCCAGCACUUCACCGUCGGGCACUCCUGCUGUUAAACGCAGGGAGACAUGUGCCGUUACUUUGGAGACUGCACUUAACCAAGCCCUGCACAAGAAAAAGCUGGUCAAAAACAAGGAUCCAGAAUGCAGCAGGCUGGAUAGUUUACCCUAUUCAUCUUCUAUACUGCCAGGACUUGGAGCAAGACCAAAAGCGGAGAUGUCUUCGAAGAUGAGCAAAGAAGAAGCCGAAAUCGAAGCAAAAGAGGCAUGUGACUGGCUACGAGCAGCAGGAUUUCCUCAGUAUGCACAGCUUUAUGAAGAUUCUCAGUUUCCAAUUGACAUACCAGCAGUCAAAAGAGAUCAUGAUUUUCUUGAGAAAGAUCUUGUAGAGCCUCUUUGCCGGCGACUGAACACGUUGAACAAGUGUGCCUCUAUGAAACUUGACGUGAACCUUCCAAGAAAGAAAAGUGAAGACUCAGAUGAAGAAGACCUGUUUGCGAUCAGUGACAAAUGGACCUUCCAGCGGAGCAGCAGGCGGUGGUCCCGGCUGGAGGACAUUGACUCGUUCCUCUGCCGGUCGGAGAGCCAGGGCCCCCUGGAGAGCAUGACAUUGAAGAACACGACCAGCAGUGAGAGCGUAUUGACGGAGCUGAGCGAGCCUGAGGUCUCCUCCCUGCACAGUGAGAGCAGCGGAGGCAGCGAGAGCAGGAGUCUGGCAGCCACCAAUAGUGUGACCACAGACUGCUUUGACAGCUCGAAACGGAACUAUGCAGAAACCACAAUCAUGCUUGACUCCUCCUUAGUCACCGUCUCUCACCCACAGGCCCCCAAAGACAUAACAAACUAUGCGCUCUCUUUCAAGAAUGACAGGCAAACUAGGACCAAAGCCAAGGACUUUCUGAAGCGGAUGGAAACUCUAAGAGCUAAAAGUACAUCUGGAAAAGCAAAGUGCUCUGGGAAAUCAGGCACUGUAGUGAUUAGCGGCCCUAUGCUGCAGCAGGAGCCUGAGUCACUAAAAGCAAUGCACUGUGUGGAUUUAGUAAAUGGAGAUCUGAAGGGAUUGCUGGUGGAGCCAUCUCAAGGCUGCUCCUCCUUGCAGUCCAGCAGUGACAGCAGCCACUUGGAAACUAGCGACAGCACAGUGAGCACGCCCAGCCUGAAGGACCGCAAGGCCCUUCAUGCCAUCCAUAAGCGCAGUGGCAUGUACCUGGAGGAUGUUGACAUCUUCUCAGGGUCUCACAUGAAGAAAGUGGCAGAGCAGAACCGCAGGAACGAGUUCCGCUCGCACGAGAACCUAGUGGUGCACAUCCCCAAGGACCACAAGCCCGGCACCUUUCCCAAAGCGCUCUCCAUUGAGAGCCUCUCGCCCACCAACAGCGGCUCUUCUGUGAACUGGCACACUGGAAGUGUCUGUCUGGACAGGAACCCCCCACAUUCCAAAGAGCCUCGGCCCACCAUCCAGUGCUUCCCCCGAGGAAGCCGGAUCAGCAUUUAUGAUAAUGUACCUGGAUCUCACUUGUAUGCCAGCACAGGGGACUUGCUGGACCUGGAGAAAGAGGAUCUUUUCCCCCACUUGGAUGACAUUUUACAACACGUCAACGGACUGCAGCAGAUCGUGGACCACUGGUCCAAAAACGUCUUGCCCGAGGAUGGGUCAAUACAUGGGGAGUCUGGCUUACAAUCUUCCAGUCAGAUCACUCUGGAUUUUGAAGGGAAUUCUGUAUUGGAUGGUAGGAUUACUCCAAGUGACAGGGACAAGGAUGGUGUUUCCCUGAAUGAGUCAGAGUCAGUGGGAAUGAGAGAAAGGAGAGACUCUGGAGUUGGAGCGUCAUUGACCCGACCGAACAGGAUGAGAUGGCCCAGCUUCCAAAUCUCCCAUCGUCUGAGCCACUCCAUGGCCUCGCUGCAGAUCAGGAACCAAUCAGCGGGACAGCUGAGUCUCCUGCAGAGGUUCUCCCUCCUCCGCCUUACAGCCAUCAUGGAGAAGUACUCCAUGUCAAACAAGCACGGCUGGGCCUGGUCUGUGCCAAGGUUUAUGAAGAGGAUGAAAGUACCCGACUACAAAGACAAACAUGUCUUUGGUGUUCCUUUGAUAGUGCACGUGCAGAGGACUGGGCAGCCGCUUCCCCAGAGCCUGCAGCAAGCAUUGCGUUUCUUGAGGAGCCAGUGUCUGGACCAGGUCGGGCUUUUCCGGAAGUCUGGAGUAAAAUCCAGGAUUCUGGCUCUGCGGCAGAUGAUUGAGAGCUCCCCAGAAAACGUCAACUACGAGGACCAGUCUGCCUAUGAUGUGGCCGACAUGGUGAAGCAGUUUUUCCGAGACCUUCCUGAGCCUCUUCUCACGAGCAAGCUGGGGGAGACCUUCCUUCACAUCUAUCAAUACGUGCCCAAGGACCAGCGCCUACAGGCUGUGCAAGCUGCCAUCAUGCUGAUGUCCGAUGAGAACAGGGAGGUCUUGCAGACUUUGCUCUGUUUCCUUAGUGACGUCACAUCAGUGGAAGAAAACCAGAUGACCCCGAUGAACAUAGCAGUCUGCCUCGCACCUUCUCUGUUCCACCUCAACAUACUGAAGGAAAACUUGUCACCAAGAGCAAUGCAGAAAAAAUAUGCAACGGGGAGGCCAGACCAGAAAGACCUUAAUGAAAACCUGGCAGCUACCCAAGGCCUGGCUCAUAUGAUCAUGGAGUGCAACCGGCUCUUUGAGAUCUCCACUGAGAUGGUGACACAGUCACGGAACUCGUACGUGGAGGCAAACAUCCACGCCAUGACUUUGGAGGAGAUGGGUAAGCAGCUAGAAGAAGAUAGCGGGACUUACCAGAUGUACCUGGAGAACCUCACACAGGCUCUGCUCAAAGAGGCCAGGGAGAAGUCCAAAGGCUGGGUCACCUGCUCCAGUGCAGAGAACACGGAACUUGCUUACAAGAAGGUCGGUGAUGGUAACCCCCUGCGAUUGUGGAAGGUGUCUGUCGAAGUGGAGGCUCCCCCAUCAGUCGUGCUGAACCGCGUGUUGCGAGAGCGCCACCUGUGGGAUGAUGACUUUUUACAGUGGAAGGUGAUCGAGACACUGGACAAACAGUCUGAAAUCUUUCAGUAUGUCCUCAACAGCAUGGCGCCCCAUCCUAGCAGGGACUUCUUAGUGUUGAGGUCCUGGAGGACUGAUCUGCCAAAGGGAACCUGUGCUCUUGUAGUCAUUUCAGUGGACCUUGAAGAAGCUCCUCCAAUCGGAGGUGUGAGAGCGGUUGUCUUGGACUCGCAGUAUUUAUUAGAGCCGUGUGGCUCAGGGAAAUCCAGGCUCACACACAUCUGCAGAAUGGAUCUCAAAGGUCGGACACCAGACUGGUACAGCAAAGCCUUUGGGUAUUUGUGUGCUACUGAAGCAGCAAGGAUCAGGAACUCCUUUCAUCCAUUGACAGCAGAAGGACCAGAAACCAAAAUCUGAAUUGAGAGCUUUAUCAAGGGGCACAGCGUGGAGGAUUGUGAAACAAGUAGCAAGGCCUGGGAUUAACCUAUCCAGUGUGAAAGUAAUACAGCCUUAAACAAGAUCAUUAAGAGAUAUCGGUGACGUAACAUAUGUGAAGCACUCGUUAUUGCCUCAACAAAAAUGUGAGCCUUGCUCACUGAUGCUGGAAUACAUCACCUUUUGUGAAAACUAUUCAGCCAACCACAGCUUUAUCAUACAUUGUAAUAUUGUUAUUAUUUGUAUUAUUAUUUGCAUUAUAUUCUACAAUGUCUAGGACAUUAUCCAUGCUUUGCACAUCAGAGCAGAUAAAAGCUUCUGAGAAGCAGGUAUAUUUUAUAAAUGUUAAAUACAAAGCUAAAUAUACAUAUAUAUAUAAUGCUCUUUUUUACCUUCAUCCCUUGCUUAUUAUAUUGAUUUCCCUACUGCAUUGUAAUUCUAAAAAAAAAUGUAAGCUGGUUUUAUUAAUCUUUUACAGUACCAUUUCGCAGUCAGUGUAAUUCAGUGUGACUGCUACCCUGUUGCUCUUGGGGGUAAAUUCAUGGUGAUUCAGGUUUGAAAUAGUACUGUAGAAAUCUGACGAGGGUAAAUAUAGGUUUCCAAAAGUGCAAUUUUUAAGAAAACAUUAAAAGGAUUUUGUGUAAAA
Acipenser ruthenus (sterlet) is the source of this 5176-nucleotide messenger RNA. Its product is annotated as stAR-related lipid transfer protein 13-like. Gene Ontology annotation, molecular function: protein binding; GTPase activator activity; lipid binding. Bases 349 to 4512 code for a protein of 1387 amino acids. NCBI's taxonomy places the organism in Eukaryota, Metazoa, Chordata, Actinopteri, Acipenseriformes, Acipenseridae. Gene Ontology annotation, biological process: actin cytoskeleton organization; regulation of Rho protein signal transduction; signal transduction. The record is from RefSeq and is a predicted model, not a curated record. The transcript has 18 exons.